Molecule: messenger RNA, 1916 nt
Organism: Aphidius gifuensis
Lineage: Eukaryota; Metazoa; Arthropoda; Insecta; Hymenoptera; Braconidae
Product: acid phosphatase type 7
Exons: 7
Coding region: 521-1822 (433 amino acids)
Molecular function (GO): acid phosphatase activity; metal ion binding
Source: RefSeq, a predicted model, not a curated record
AAACAAAAACAAAAUAAAUGACAUUUACAGAAUAGAUAUAAAAAAGAUAUUUACCAUUCAAAAAUAAUGCCAGUAUGUAUUUAUAAUUUUAAAUAUAAUUGUUAGUUUUUUUUUUUUUGUUAAAAUGACAGUACUAGAUUAAAAACAUGUACACAAACUUUGAUCAAUAGAAUAGCAUUGUAUUUGUGAUAAAAAAAAAAAUAAACAAAAGUGCAAAUCAUAAAUAAACACACACACACACAUACGUGAAGCUAAACUUAUAAAUAAGUUAUAAACAUUUUGAAUGAAUAUAUAAAAAAAAAAGAGGAUAAAUGUUAAAUAAAGGCGCACACAGUUGCUCAGAUAAAUUCAACAUAGUUCUGUAAUAAACUCCAGAGAACAUAAUCAAUUUAUUAACAUUAUAAACUUUACAAAUACAUAGAAAAAAAAAUAAUAAUUAAAUAAUAUAUAUUAAUAAUUUUCAAGUUUCAAUGUCAAUUUAAAUAAUCAGUAAAGUCUUUGUUUGAAAAACAAUAAAACAAUGACAAGAAUGAUGUUUAUUUUGGCUUUAAUUGGACUUGCAAUUGGUGGUGUACUUGGUGUUGUUGAGUAUCAACCAGAAGCAGUGCAUCUUUCAUUUGGAGAAACUAUUCAUGAUAUUGUUGUGACAUGGAGUACUAGAGACAAUACAAAUUCAUCAAUUGUUGAGUAUGGUAUUGGUGGUCUUAUAUUGACAGCAAAAGGAACAAGAAAACUUUUUAUCGAUGAAGGAAAUGAAAAACGUCAACAGUAUAUUCACAGAGUUAAUCUUGUUAAUUUAACACCAGGACAAAAAUAUGUUUAUCAUUGUGGAAGUAGAUUUGGUUGGUCGAGUAUAUUUUACGUAACAAUACCACCAGAUUCACCAACAUGGAAGCCACAAGUUGUUAUAUUUGGUGACAUGGGAAAUGAAAAUGCUCAAAGUCUUGGAAGACUACAAGAAGAAGCACAACGUGGUCUUUAUGAUGCUGCUAUUCAUAUUGGUGAUUUUGCAUAUGACAUGAAUACAGAUAAUGCAAAAGUUGGUGAUGAAUUUAUGAAACAAAUUAAAGGUAUUGCUGCUUAUUUGCCAUACAUGACUGUUCCUGGUAAUCAUGAAGAAAGUCAUAAUUUUAGUAAUUACAGAGCACGAUUUAGUAUGCCAGGUAAUACUGAGGGACUUUUUUAUAGUUUUGAUAUGGGACCAGUACAUUUUAUUGGUAUUGAAACUGAAUCAUAUUAUUUCAUGAAUUAUGGAAUAAAACAACUUGUCAAGCAGUAUGAAUGGCUUGAAAAAGAUUUACAAAAAGCCAAUGAUGCAAGACAUGAACGUCCAUGGAUUGUAACAUUUGGCCAUCGUCCAAUGUACUGCAGCAAUGAAAAUGCUGAUGAUUGUACAAAUCAUGAAUCAUUAGUACGUGUUGGUUUGCCAAUAUUUCGUUGGUUUGGUCUUGAAGAAUUAUUCUACAAAUAUCAAGUUGAUUUAGAGCUUUGGGCACAUGAACAUAGCUAUGAACGUUUAUGGCCAAUUUAUAAUUUUCAAGUAUACAGUGGUAGUUAUAAUCAGCCAUAUAAAAAUCCACAUGCUCCAGUUCAUAUUGUAACUGGAUCAGCUGGAUGUAAAGAAGGAAGAGAAAAAUUUAUUCCAAAACAACCAAAGUGGUCAGCUUAUCGUAGCAGUGAUUAUGGCUAUACAAGACUAAAGGCAUUCAACAAAACUCAUUUAUACAUUGAACAAGUAUCUGAUGAUAAAAAAGGUGCUGUACUUGAUUCAGUUUGGUUAAUCAAAGAUAAACCACAUCCAGAAUAUCCAAUAUUAGUUUAAUACAUAAUUAUAAAACAUAUCAAAUUAAGUUAGAUUAAAUUAAUAUACCAGUUUUGAUGAUAAUAAAUUACAUUUAAAAUAAUAAUUGAAAACA